Messenger RNA from Drosophila ficusphila, 330 nucleotides. RefSeq lists its product as uncharacterized. The record is from RefSeq and is a predicted model, not a curated record. Lineage: Eukaryota; Metazoa; Arthropoda; Insecta; Diptera; Drosophilidae.
AUGGAUUAACUCAAACUCGAACUCAAACCUUGUAACUGCCUGACCGCACAUUCACUGACAAAGUGGGUGGCAUGGUUGUCCGAAAAGACUUGCCCUCCCCCUAAACCUAUUGAAAGCUGGCAGAGCAAACGGUUUCGGAAUUUUCUUUUUGUUUCCGCCUGCAUCCCUUGGAAAAGACACGGACACUUUCCCCAUUCCUCGGCAGCUUCACAAUGGAAAAUACAAUUUUCACAAUCUUUGCUUAUCUUUUCAUCUCUCUGUGGCUGCCUCGUUCGCUGCAUGAUUCGUUGUUGCUGUUGUUGGCCAACCAGAAAAUCGGUAAAAAGCUAA